This is a messenger RNA of Ooceraea biroi (clonal raider ant), 9096 nucleotides long. RefSeq lists its product as uncharacterized. The record is from RefSeq and is a predicted model, not a curated record. Gene Ontology annotation, cellular component: membrane; perinuclear region of cytoplasm; nuclear envelope. Gene Ontology annotation, biological process: nucleus organization; nuclear migration; cytoskeleton organization. Lineage: Eukaryota; Metazoa; Arthropoda; Insecta; Hymenoptera; Formicidae. Gene Ontology annotation, molecular function: kinesin binding.
CGCCGUGAGCACUCCGGUCUCCGGUUUCGUCGGUCUCUCGCGGUUUCCUCGGCGGCGGAACGGUGUAAUGCGCGACACGAGCAACUGAAAACAACAUCCAACAUCAUGGGCCCGAUGACUGUCGACAACACGGAUUACCAAAAGGCAAAAAAAAUGAGUUCCUCCCUAACGUCGCUACAGGCAAAUAGUCAAAGCUUAGAAAGACAGAGACAUGUCAGGACAACGACAGAAAGACUUUAUAAUAGUCUUACCAAGAAAAGGAAAGAUCCAAAGCAAACAAACGUUCAAAAAAUGUGGAUAAACUACGAAGACUACAAAGAUGACUUUUGGGCAGCUAUCAGAUCUAAUUAUGAUUAUAUUAUGGAUACUAACUUAAUCGAAGCUUGCAAGGAGGCAAACGGUGAAUUGACAUGGGACGAAACAGAUGUGUCAACACAAUCGUGGAACUUGAAAGAAGUCAGUAGCCAAUUUUCAGAGCUUUACUCGUGGUUAAGAAUCCUCCAAGAAUUGGUUUAUUCCAAGGAAGAGAAUCUUUUAGACAAGAGCCUGCGUGCAGCUCAUAUGGAGGAGCUACGACGCAAGGCGUACAGACGUAAAUUGUUUAACGAGCAAGCAGAAAAAUUAAUAUCUCGAGCCCCUGCUUUAAAAGACGAAGUAGCGUGGCGUGUAGAUCACUUGAAUGCAAAAUGGGAGCUAGUUGAACAAAUUAUGGCGCCCGUAGAUCGACCCGAAUCUAGUCAGCAAGAUAUAUCUGCAGAUUUCGAACAUGAGGUAAAAUGCCUAAGAAAAUGGUUACGAGAGAUGGAAUCGCGUCUUCAACCUUUGAGCUUCCAGGUCAAUUGGACUCUGCCAGAACUGGAGGAAAAAGCGGUAGAGCACAUGGUACUCCAAAGAGAUAUAGAGGCGCACGGACGUAUCGUCAGUUCGGUUGUCAAAUUGGGAGACAAAGUUUUCACGCAACAGCAACAAGAGCAGGAGCAACAGCAAGAGCAUCGACGACAGUCUUCGCAGCCCUUACGAAUAGUGAGAUCGUUGGAACGGCGUUGGCAUCUUCUGUUUCUACGUGCCUUGGAGUGGCAAUGUCACAUUGAAACCCUCGUAUCUCACAUAAGAAAUAAGAACGCCGUGCCUUGUAGCGACAGCGACGAGGAACCAGUCACGAAACAACGUCGUCUUAGCCGUGGACGAUCGCGUGGUUCCGGAACAGAAUCGUCAGGACAGUCAGCGCGCAACGAACGCGCGAAGCGCGUUACUGGACGCUCAAGAUCCGAGUACUGCGAUCAUCCAGUCUCCGCGAGGACCGAUCCAUCAGACAGCGACAGCUCUUCCGAAAACCGAUCCGUUAGUGACGGAUCGUACUUCGAGGAUGAAUUGUGUCAACUUUGUGUGAUGGACACACGGUCCGAGACGGUAAAACGAGAAGCCAGCAAUUCCGUUACGUCCAUCCUGGGGGAUCGAGGGGAAGAAGGUGACGUCGAGGAAAGCGGAGUGAGCGACAACGAGCGACACGACAUGCCACCCACACCGGAUACCGUGCCGAUAACGACAUCGACGGCGGCGAUGCGAGGUACGUGCGACGAAAUCGACGCGGUAGGUACCGUGCAAAUCGAAAAUGCAGAAGAAUCGAGUAACGAUCUUCGGACGAGCGAACUUGUGAAACGUUGCGGCACGACGGACGAAACUGCUUCGUUCAACACGUCCGACCGAAAGUCAAAGAACUGCGCUACGUUCUAUUUCAAACACUUGGACACCGACUCCGAGGCGGAUUGUGAUCAAUCGGUUCAGGAAUCAUCCAAUGCAGUGAUGGAUGAUUCCUCCGAGGAAGAGUGGACUUACACCUCCGCUCGUCAAAGUAACUCGUUUGUCGUCUCGGAGCAGCGAAAGACGAACCUCGUGGUCCGUCUAGAUUUUGAUGAGCGCCCGCGCGUCGAUGUGUCAGAGAAAAUACAUUUUGCGCGAGAGAAGAGUGCAGGCCACGACAGAGAAAGGAUCGUAAAAGACUCUCGCGAUCACGAAACUCAGCAGAAGGAUAGCGACGACGAAAAGAGCAGCGAUAAAUCAAGCAUCCAAAGGUUAAUUAAAGAGGUUGAGAACUUAAUUGGCGAGGAGAGGCACACGAUUGCCUCGCGCGCUUUUCCGCAGUUGGUACUCGAGGAGAAAGACGUGACGAACAAUCACCGAGCUAAGUACGCGCGCGUGAGAGAAUGGUUGAAACUGAACGCGUCGAGAAGUCACGAGGGUAGAUCGCAGCCAUUGGACAGCUGCGACGCCAGCGGCGAGUACACGACGGAGGAAUCCGAUGGAGAAAGACAAUCGAUAUCGUCGGACGAUUUGCAGAGCAGUAUCGCGACCUAUCGUCGAUUCGAAGGCGCUCUCGGGUCUAUGUCGCAGUCCCUGUCACAAGAGAUACUCGAUUACGUGCAAAAACAAAUUCCUGUUAACGAAGCACCUACCGGCGAAAGUACACCGAAAGUUAUAAUGCGCUCUAAGCAAAAGGCAAAAGGGUCUAGACCGUGGAGUGUUUCUUGCAUCUCCCAGAUCGGUGAUAAUCCUAAUCUAACUCAGAUAAACGACCCAAUUUUACCGUUUUCCAUAUCCGAGACUGCGCUUCAUCAGUUAGUUACAACUCCGCCUACCAAAUCCGUAUCCUUGGAUGCUGCAGGAUCACGGAAAUCAUUUAAUUCCACAUCCACUUUAUUAGAAGAAUCUCUUGUAUAUCCUGACGGUCGCGUAGCUAGGAAUAUUUCAUUUCGCAAAAAGAAAAACAGAUUGCGCAAGAAGACUUUGGGCCGUAAGAGCGAAUCUAGUUCGGAAGGUGCGCAAGCCAAUCAUCAUUCGGCAGGGAGCGAUGGUAGCUCGAAUCACCAACGGUCGUCCCGCAAAGUGAAUCUAAAUCGCACGUCGCAUUCAGUUUCCAAAGAAAAUUACCACAGUCGAGCGACGAAUCUCGUUAAAUCUGGAUCCUUCUCAGGCAGUACCGUCCACCAACAGUUGCACGUUGAGAGGCCAAGUAAUCCAACACCGCUCAGGCUGCUCUGUUGUCAGUCUGGUGCUUCCACAUCGGAGACUGAGGGCGAAGAGUGUAAUUGUGUCCAAGGGCACUUCUCCUACGAUAAUAAUAUGAACAGCGUGCUGAACGACAGGGACCUAAGCAAUCAGCAGUUAAAUGUAGACAGUGAUGUAGAGAUGAAUAGUCUCGGUAAUAAUUCACUCUACGAACAGGCUUGGGAUAAUUAUCAGGAGAAAUAUAUGAGCGAGGCUUACAGCGAGCCGCUGGACGUAGAGACGGCUCGAAGAUUGUUGGAUUUCGGAGAUGACUAUCGAAAUUUCCUCGAUAGUCAGUCGGAAUGCGCGUCCAGUAUAAGUGCACUUCCUGCUACCUCGCCACUGCCUAAGAUUCGCACGUAUCAUACGAUUGGCGACAGUACGGAAGACAGUGACAGUGACGAAGAGGAUUUACGAAGAAUCACCGAAAAUUCACAAUCGCAACUUCUGCUCGUUGAAUCUGCUUUCGUAAGAUCCACGAUUUCCACAGAAUUCGCUGAAAUGGAGUCUACGUGUAAAGAAAACUUAGGAUGUUUGCAGGCCGUUCUAAAGUCACAGAACGAAUAUCUUCGAAAUGAGAAAUACUUGAAACAAAUUCUCAGUAUGAUCGAGAAAUGGGAAAGCUUGGCAUCACGAGUCGAGCAAGCGCAAAUGGCCAACGCUCUUCAUCGCGAGCUGACUACUAUACGAACGGAGUUCAAAGCCGCUUACGAUCGACUUUUCGAUUACGAAAUCGUCCUGGAGCAACCGCACGUUCUUGAUGAUCGGAUUAACAGAAUCACUACCGAGUUGGCUGUUCUGAAGGACCGCAAGACGGCGAUGCUCGCUAUGAACGUCUCCGCACACCGACUGACCACUGAUCUCGGUAACACCGCGUCGUUGAUUACCGCAACCCUUAAGGACGACGUAACGGAUGUUUAUAAGAUAUGGGACGAAGCUUUUCAAAAGGGUAAUCAGCAGCUGUGCGCUUUGCAAGCUGUACAGCAGUUCGGUACACGCUUGGCCGAACUCCAAUCCGCUCUGCAGAGAGACAAGGAUACUUUAGCUAUCCUGGACGUGGCCCUACAAGCGGGUGCCACGUCGGAAGUUGCUUCUUCCGUCCGUCACGUUGCCCGACUUCUGGCCGAGAAAGAAGACGUCAUUCAGAACGAUGCGGUGUUGAACGAUGCGGAAGAGGUGCACUGCGUGAAAUUCGCCGGCGCCUCCGCGAGCAAUCUCACACAGGAAGGUGGAUCCUUGUCCGAUAGCGGGAUUUCUGAUAGCGGAAGCGAACAGGAACUGAGCGAACGAGAGCGUAAAUUAGCAGCUCUUCGACGGCUGACGCGCAGCUUGGAGACUCAACUGCCACCGGAGAGCGAGGGUCUGACCGAGCUCUGGAAGAGGGUUGACGGCGUUGAAACUGAGCUGCGCAAUUUGCGGAAACAGUGCAAGGAACUCAUCAUACGCACGGUGGCAAGCACCGACGCGCGUAUCGCCGCCAAGCGGACGGCAAGUCAAGUGCACUACCCUGCAGAUAAACGUAAGAAAGCAUCAAAUGGCAAUGCAGAUGCUGCGAAGAGCAAAAUGACUUCAGUGCCGAUCAAGAAGAAAGGCAACGCCGAAGUCAUUAAGAACAGCGAUUCCGAUGGCGAGUCGGUUCCUCAGAACUGGAUCUGGCGAAUCCUCAAAGUGGCACUGCCCUUCCAGCUCGCACUCGUCGCCCUUUUCUGCGCCGCUUGCCUCUUUGAGCCAAAUUGUUGCGAAGUAAUCUCGUACACUUCGGUCACGCCGCGCUCUGGAGGACUACCGCCGGUGUGAACGGGACCAUCAUCAGGUAUAUGUGAUUGAGAAAUAUUGAUACCAAGAAUUAACAGUUUUUGGUAGGAACGGGUAAAAUUAUGUACACAUAUCCGUUCUCUUUCCGCGGUAUCGCCAAGUAGCGACUAAGCUCAUGGGAUAAAAUGAUCCGCGUGUUUUUAUUGAACGCAGUCCAAGUAUUUUUAGACUGUUAUUAUUAAAUGCCUAAAUUUAAGGCAACAUUUAAGAGAUGAUGCAUUUGUCAACGACUGAUUCUCUUACAUAUGUAUUUAUUUUCGCUAUUAUAUCGAAUCAUGUGAAAUGUUUUACGCAAUGCGUAAUUUUCGACGGAUAUCAUGAUGGAAAGUAUUAAAAAUAUACUUGACCUAAAUAUGUAUUAAAGAAUUAUGUAUCAAGAGGAGUUUUACAUGGAAAAGUCGCAUAUGGCAUAUUUUAAAUACGAAUCGAUACGCCCAUGGUAAGCGUAUUUUUACGUGUAAAAAGAGAAAUAGCUUUGCGGUUAAAUAAUCAAUCAAAUUUGCAUGGAAAGUGUAAUGACGAAUCUCAAGGGGUAAUUAAAAAUACCUAUAUCUAGAUAUCGUGUUCUACGAGGGUAUUUAUGUGUGCAAGAACACGAUGCAAGUAUGUACAUUGCGAUAUUGAUGCAAGCGUCAGUUAUUUUCGUAUCAUUUUGCAUUGCGCGAGUCAGCAACCUAUGUUAUUGUUGAAGUAUAAAUAUUUAUUUAUAUAGAUACAGAUAUUGUAUAUAUUUUAUUCAUUACGUAGUGUCGUUCGGAGAAUAAUAUUUAGUUCUCCUCUCGAAAAAGACGAGAUCGACAACGUAAAGGACUUUAUACGGUUUUGAGGGAUGGGAGUCCAUUUAUAUCGAAUUUCACUGAGGAAUGGUAUUGGAUUCCGUAUUGUUAAGCUUUUUACUGCUCCAAGUACUUCUCCCAUAACGCUGCUUCUAAUCCAGUGACACUUAUUUCCGUAACAAUGAAUACUUGUUCCAACAUUUUUUAUACAUUGUAGAUGCAUUACACAAGCUAUAUUUAAAGAGGAUGCUAUAGGAUGCUUAACUAUUAGUUUCCAGGGAAUAGUUUGUGUGUGCAAAUACAUGCAUUAAUGUUAAAACAGCCUCAAAUAGAAAAUAACGAAUUUAAUCAUAGAAGUGGAAUUUAAUAACUGCUUUUGCACUGUGAAUUAAUACGACUUUGCAAAAAAUAUAUAAAGUUAAGAAUUUGAAUGCAUGCCCAUGUGUAUACUAGCAUCUAUUGCAUGUGUUUAUAUAAUUCCUAAAAUAUAUUGCACAUCUCAUUUUAUUAUUUGUUUUGUUCAAUUUUGGUAUUGGUAAUUAUGUGCAUGUUAUUGAUGAUACUUAUCUAAUAUCAUAUAUAUAUAAUUGGGAAAUAUCAUAUAUAUAAUUGGGAAAUGUGUUCAUAUAUUUUAUUUUAUUGCGAUUGAAAAUAUCAGAUCGCAACUUACUUUCGCAGCUGUUUCUUCUUUUUUCUUUAUUCUCGUAUCCUCUUACGAGAGGAAGAUAUAUACGCGUCAUUUAAGAUUACAAGAAAAACGACGCGUUAUCAUGAUUAGUAAGAAGUUUUAAUUGUAGAAAUCUAUCGAUUUCUUAGAUGUGUCUUCGAUAUUUGAAGACACUCGAAUAACAAGCAAAAUGGUAGCUGAUGUAAAUAGAUUUAAUGAAAAUGAAGUAAGCGAUUUAUGCUAGAUGAGAAUUAUUUUUUCAAAAGAGAAAAAGAGUGAAGUUUUUGGUAGUGAUGAGAAUGCUGUAAUUUGUCGAAAUCUAUUUUGUAAAUCCUUUUUGUGAUGAGGUGAUGCAGAUGAGAAUGAUAGCACAUAUACUGAAAAUGACCACUCUGAAUUCACGUGUACUUGAUGCAAGAUAACGAAAGAUGCCUUAUGGCCGAUCAUUGAAAGCUUACAAUUUUGCACGAUGCUUACUGUGUAAGCGUACUGCGUUCUAGCGUAACGAUUCUGAUUCAUGCUUAUGCAGAUGUUAAGCUCCUCAUGAGAGGCGAUAUCUUCGGUAAGUCCAUUCAAUAUUUGGACUGCAUAGAGAUAGCGAACACAAUCGAUGUAUAUAUAGAAUAACUAUAACUAUGAAAUAACGAUGAGUCGAUAUUGCUUUCACAUGCAUAUCCGGAGAGGAGAAUUUUUUAAAAUAAAUAAUUGUAUAAUACGCGCAAGAAAUGAUACAGCGGAGCGCGUUGUGUUGGAAUUGAGUCAUAGACUUUAGCUGCAUCGACUCAUCGCUAUUUUUUAUUGUUCAAAUAUUUUGUGAAUCUUUAUUUUAUAUUGCUGGAAAUCUAGUACAUCAAUGAAAGGCGUCGCCAAAGGUUUGUUUUUCUUCUUACGCAAGUGAAAGAAAACCGAAUGUACUAUGAGUACAGUGAAGUAUUAGGCAGAGUUUUGUUAUGACUGCCUGAGAGGUGAAGAUAUUCAUCCAAUGAUUAUACUUUGACUCGAUUUGACAGUGAAGUAUAAGCUAUAUGAAGGAUAUAAGAGUGGAGGAGAUACAAUUCAAUAUUGAUAUCUCUUCGAUGAGAUAAAAAUUUACGUAAACCAGUGUGUUUUUCGUAUUUGAUGCCAUCGAUUAAAGACCACAUGGCAAAAACCCAGUAUACUUUAUUCUAAAGUAUAUCGUACUUUUUGAGAGAUGUUUUGAGAGAUAAAAUGAACGAGAUAGCAAGGACGGUACUUUUAUGUGCCUCGUGUGACAUCGAUCAAUCACACGUAACAAUGAAUAGAGUUCUCAAAUAAUGAGUGUUGAAUAGAUUGCGAAAGGAAGGAAGUCGAAUUCGUAAAGAAGAAUGUGCGUCGAUUCCUAAAUAUUUAUGAUCUUUUAAUUAUCGACGCACAUGUACAUGUAAGAUAAAAUCACAAGGAGAUAGUGAUUUUUUAAAUUGUGACUGAAGUACAGAUACCAUUACAGACUUUCCAUUUACUUGACUAUCAUAUCUUUGUUAUAAUGAACGUUGACUUUAAUGCAGUUUCACUAUGGUGUAAUGAAAUUGUAUUAAACAAAGUUAUUACUUGACCAUCAUUCACGAAAGCGUGAAUAUCAGCAAUUAUAGAGGAAUGGUUCCUAUAGUUUAACUUGAAAAUAAUUGAAAACUUUUCAGUUUCAUUAUUGGUACUUUUAUUGAUAGCGAUAAAAGAAAGAGUAAAAAAGUCACAUUGUAAUCGCUACAAAAACGUUCAGUCAUUAUUUCAAAUUUAAAUUACAUAAAAAGUAUUUGUUAUAACACCAACUCGAGACGUAUGUAUAAGAAACAAAUGACUAUUAAAUUUAUUGGAUAAUUAUAGCCAUCCAAUAAUAAAGUACAUACGUACUUAUAAUCCGCCGUAAGAGAAUGGCGAUUAUUUAAUUGUCAUUCUUGUUACGUGCGUUACAGAGGACUGCUUAAUGGCAUCGAAUGCUUUUCGAUGCAAUAUACAUAUAUAUAAUACGACAAUAGUCGUUAUCACAAUGCAAUCGUUCAAAGAAACGAGGAUCUCUGAACGAGGAUAUGGGAGUAGAUAAUCAAGUGCGACCUUCGCACUCUUUAAAAGCAUGACGAUUUGAAUGAAGUGGAGGAAGUCAUGCAUAUUAUAUUUAUACGACUGUGGUAUUAUAAAAUUGAAUACCACGCGAAACUGUUCACGAGUGACUUAAAAUGCUAUUGCUACAACAUAAUAAAGACUAAGAAUAAAUUAAAAUUUCAUUUGGCGACUCCGCGUUGACGCGAGCAUCACUUUAUUUCAAUAUUCAGUGAGCAACAAAUGUAGAAUGACAUUCACGUCGACGCUGUCGCCAAAUGGAAUGCACCAUAAAUAAUACUAUCACAAUAUAUUUUUUGAACCUAACAAGAGACAACGAAACUUAACGAAGAUAUUCGUAAAUUUAAGCAUAUAAAUUACAGACAUUCUUGGUUGUAUCAAUAGUUAUUUUAGGUAACGCAUUUCGAAUGUAUUUUGUUGCUGCAGACGCAAGAGAUGGUUUUAUUUGCCUUACAUGCAAUAUAACAAUAUGUAUAAAGUACCUGAAGAAUCAAAACGUUACUUAUAUCUUCUAUGUUAUUUUAUCUGCGCGGUGAACGAAGGAAUACCUGGUAAUAUUGUAACGAUCGUAUCACGCUUAUCAUUUUUUGCUGAAUAUAUUCAUCCUUACUAUUAUGAGUUAUAAGAUAUACCUUGCAUGUAUCUUCUUUAUUAUCGUCAGAUGAAAGGAUGCAUUGUUACAAUGCUUCAUAAAAAAAGAAAGAACUACAAAAAAAA